AUGGAUCAUAUCACACCCCAAGAGGAAACUUUGUCGUUCACUAGCGAGGAAAUAGUAACUGCAGCUCCUGCCGCUGGGCAUCUGUCGUCAUCAUCUUUACAUCCCGUGUGUCAAACUCCUUACUUGUUGCUUACAAGUUGUGACGAUGAGAAAAUACGUUUUUGGAGAUGUACUCAAUCCAUACAAGGUCCGUAUUCCAAACAGAAAUACGAAUGGGCAGAAUGGAAUAUGAUUAACGAUAAUCGUCCAAGAACCAUAUUUGCUGUUGCUGCGGCCCGUAGCGGUCGAAUAGCUUGCGCAUAUGACCCCGCGAGAGGAUGCCUUGAAACGUGGAACACCUCUGUUGUGGAAAUAGGCGUCUUCGAAUGUGAGUCAUCCGGUGGUGCUGAGUGGUUGCGUGAAGACACGUUUGCCGUUGAGCAUCUCCACACUCCAAAUACAUAUUUGUUAGUUCAUGUUGAGAUGUGA
Messenger RNA from Cooperia oncophora, 468 nucleotides. NCBI's taxonomy places the organism in Eukaryota, Metazoa, Nematoda, Chromadorea, Rhabditida, Trichostrongylidae. The record is from the annotation of a GenBank genome assembly.